AUGUGUGGUAUUGUUGGUAAAUGCAAUGUUAGAUUUGAUGGGCGUGCUCUAUUAGAUUACCUGCCACCAAAUCUCCCAAACUUGUCUGUUCUUCCUACAGAUGAAAGAGAUUUACAAGAGGAACUUAACUUUGAAAGAUUUCGUGACUUAGUCGAAAAUGAGCGUCGUAAUGAAGACAGCUGUCUUGAAGAAAUUGAGGCCGAAUGGACAAGUCUAUUGGAAAGACAUAAAGCAAUGAUCAAAAAAUUACAAGAGAAAUCUGAUACAAAUAAUCAAGGUUUUGGAUAUGAUUAUGGUGCAGAGAAGCAGGAUGAAAUCCCUAGUGAUGAAGAAUCACAUCAUCUUGAUGAUAUCCAUUCAUAUAAUGUUAAAAUGGAAAAUCAUUAUUAUAAUUAUGUGGAUGAUUUAACUGAUAAAGAUCGACAUACGUUAAAUAUCAUGGGAAAAAAAUAUCAAAUCCCAGAUUAUACCAGAUUAUUACGUAUCGCAAAACGUGACAGAGAAGAAAAGGCACAAGAAUUUAAAGAAAAUGAAGAAGAAGUUGGAAAUUUUGUGAUUGAAUUUGGAAAUUCUGAAGAAAAUGCAUUGGAAUCGAGUUCUUCUCGACCCCAUUAUUAUCAUAAAGAGGAA
This is a messenger RNA of Racocetra fulgida, 630 nucleotides long. The record is from the annotation of a GenBank genome assembly. NCBI's taxonomy places the organism in Eukaryota, Fungi, Glomeromycota, Glomeromycetes, Diversisporales, Gigasporaceae.